Nipponia nippon (crested ibis) is the source of this 1037-nucleotide messenger RNA. The record is from RefSeq and is a predicted model, not a curated record. Lineage: Eukaryota; Metazoa; Chordata; Aves; Pelecaniformes; Threskiornithidae.
AUGCCAGAAGAAUCAAGUGCCAGGCAAUGCAGGACAGAUAAAAAAGCACCGCGCCAGCCAAUUGGUACUGAAGUAUUGACUGGUCUGUUUAUCUUCCAGCUGGCAGGAAUGGCUGUCAUUGCCUUUGGUCUAUGGCUGCGGUUUGGUGGGGUUAUGGCAGGCUUUGCUUCAGAGAAAAAGUCUCCAGAGUAUUUCUUCAUGGGACUCUAUGUAUUGGUGGGAGCAGGGGCUCUCAUGACAACAGUUGGAUUUUUUGGGUGCUGUGGAGCAGCGCGGGAGUCUCAGUGCUUACUUGGAGCAUUCUUUGCUUGCUUGUUGGUGAUAUUUGCAGCUGAGGUCACUGCUGGAGUAUUUGCCUUUAUAGGCAAGAAAGUGGCAAUACAGGAAGCCCAGAAAAUCUAUGAAGACACUUAUGAUGACUAUAUGAAAAACCCAGGGGGGAAGGUCAACAGGACUAUCUAUCAACACCACUUGGCUCUCCAAUGCUGUGGCAAAGGUAAUAUGGAACAACAAAUGGGAUUACCCUGUCCAGAGAAUAUCCAGAUGCCAAAGAACUGCCUGGUUGAAAUCCAGAAUGUAAUUGAUGCUCAUCUGCAUUUAGUUGGAAUUGUUGGAAUUGCAAUUGCUGGCAUCACAAUCUUUGGCAUGAUAUUCAGCAUGGUUCUGUGCUGUGCGAUCCGUAACACAAGAGACAUGAUCUAAAACUUUCACUGCACAACUAUGUCCCAGGAGUUCCAGACUAAGCUUUACAAGAAGUGCUCUUCUACCCAAUUUAAUAAUUGUAAUGCAUUUUAAUUAGUGUUUUAACAUACUGAGAGGAAAAUAUCCCAUUAGGUGAGCAGGUGAAUUGUAUUAGUUACAGUAAAACCAAAGUGAACAACAAAGGGGUUUAAAAUGUCCUUUUCAAUGGGAAAAGCAAAGGUGCAUCCAAGACUCAUUUGAUUUUUAAUGUUUGUAUAUGUGCAAUUAAGAGUUUACACAUCUAUAGACAUUGUGUAAGCAUAUGCCUCUCUCUCCUUGCAAAUAUAUAUGCACAU